AUGGCACCAGCAUUGUGCGCCAACUGUAAAACUUCUCGAGCGCUCAUAAUACGACCCAAGAACCACCAAAAGCUUUGCAAGGAAUGUUUUAUUGCCGUCUUCGAAGCCGAAAUCCAUCAUACCAUCAUUACAACAUCGCUAUUUUCUCCGGGAGAUAAGAUAGCAAUCGGCGCAUCGGGGGGAAAGGAUUCAACUGUGCUCGCAUCUGUCUUGAAGACACUUAAUGAGAGACAUAACUAUGGGUUGGAGUUGGUUCUGCUGAGCAUAGACGAGGGAAUCAAAGGGUACCGAGAUGACUCUCUUGAAACAGUCAAGCGCAACGCUGUGCAAUAUGAUAUGCCACUGAAAAUAGUUGGAUAUGAUGAGCUUUAUGGAUGGACUAUGGAUCAAGUGGUCGAAGUUAUUGGUAAAAAGGGAAAUUGUACAUAUUGCGGGGUCUUUCGACGGCAAGCGCUGGAUCGAGGGGCGAAAAUGCUAGGCAUCAAGCAUGUUGUUACAGGACAUAACGCAGACGACGUUGCAGAGACCAUAUUGAUGAAUCUGCUAAGAGGCGAUCUUCCUCGACUUGCACGAAGUACCAGCAUCGUCACUGGAGACGCCACCAGCGACGUUCGAAGGAGCAAGCCACUGAAAUACGCUUACGAGAAGGAGAUUGUUCUCUAUGCUCAUCACAAGAAGCUAGAUUAUUUCACUACCGAAUGUUUAUAUAGUCCAGAAGCUUUUCGAGGAAGUGCUAGGAGUUUGAUCAAGAAUCUGGAGAGAGUACGGCCAAGCGCAAUUCUGGAUGUGGUCAGAAGUGGUGAAGACAUGGCAAAGUUGGUGCCAGAGGAGGUUACCGGAAUCAGUCAAUGCAAGAGCCAGAAAGUCUCGUUAUCAAGUGCUGAUGGCGAAGAUGAAGGCGCUGGUGGCUGUGGAAGUGCGAACGGUCGAAGUAGUGGUGGCGAGAUGGCUGCGAUGGAGAAAAAGCUACAGCAAGACGAAACCGCAUCAUCAAGAGAGAUCGAUAUGUCAAACCCAAUAGCCAGUGGGCAAAACCAUGACCGUUUAAUCAAGAAGACGGGCCCUAUCAAGCCCGUGAGAAUAGAAUCCAGCAAGAAGCUGGUGGGGCAGACUCUAGGGACCUGUAAAACAUGCGGCUACAUGUCAAGUCAGGAAAUUUGCAAGGCUUGCACCCUCCUAGAAGGUCUGAAUAAGAACAGGCCUAAAAUGGAAAUAGAGAUAGAUGUCGAGGAAGAGGAAAGUUCUACCCUUCGUCGAAGAAUGGAGGGAGUCGCUCUUGCGGCGGGUUGA
This is a messenger RNA of Glarea lozoyensis ATCC 20868, 1290 nucleotides long. RefSeq names its product Adenine nucleotide alpha hydrolases-like protein. Lineage: Eukaryota; Fungi; Ascomycota; Leotiomycetes; Helotiales; Helotiaceae. The transcript has a single exon. Gene Ontology annotation, biological process: tRNA wobble position uridine thiolation. The record is from RefSeq and is a predicted model, not a curated record. The coding region runs from base 1 to 1290 and encodes 429 amino acids. Gene Ontology annotation, molecular function: tRNA binding. Gene Ontology annotation, cellular component: cytosolic tRNA wobble base thiouridylase complex; mitochondrion.